This is a messenger RNA of Fusarium poae, 2157 nucleotides long. RefSeq lists its product as uncharacterized. Gene Ontology annotation, biological process: positive regulation of transcription from RNA polymerase II promoter by galactose; DNA-templated transcription. Bases 1 to 2157 code for a protein of 718 amino acids. Gene Ontology annotation, cellular component: nucleus. The record is from RefSeq and is a predicted model, not a curated record. Gene Ontology annotation, molecular function: RNA polymerase II cis-regulatory region sequence-specific DNA binding; DNA-binding transcription factor activity, RNA polymerase II-specific; zinc ion binding. Lineage: Eukaryota; Fungi; Ascomycota; Sordariomycetes; Hypocreales; Nectriaceae. The transcript has a single exon.
AUGAACCAGUCAGAAAGGCCAUCAGCUGGCGCUCAUCAACGACUCGGCUUCAGGCGAAAGCGACAACAAGUCGGACGAGCCUGCGAUGGUUGUAGGCUCCAGCGGAUAAAAUGCGACGAUAGCGCCCCGUGUCUAAACUGCCGCACCCGUGGCAGAGACUGCAGCAAAAAUAGUGUAUCGCUAGUCUCAACUCUUCCUCAAGCGCAAGACGAGAUUGACAAGCUGAAGCGAAGGGUCAAAGAGUUGGAGUCUGAACUCUCACAAGCACGCAGUAACGGAACGUCGCCCAUUGUACAAGCACAAGAGCCAACGCCACCCAGUAGCUCACCCUCUCUUGCGCAACCAGUAACCCAAGAGGCCAUCAAAAUAAAAUCGUGGGAUGGCGUCUAUCUUCGGCCAGCACGGUCUCCCCAUAGUGCGUGGUUUGGACCGUCUUCACUUUACUUUUUUACACAUCGGCUCAGUACAUUUCUGAGCACCCAGGCUGAGCACAUGCUCAUUCAUCUGGCGAGUAAUCUGGAGUUACGCGAGCAGCCGACAGUAGCCCAGGAUUCUUCACGACUCCUGGCACCAUUGAAUGGGACUCACGAUGAGGCCUUUUAUUUGACACCGAUACAAGAGGAGUAUUUUCUCAGUCUCUAUUGGGAAACCUACCACACGUCGCUAUAUGCUAUAAUUAAUGAGGCGAGCUUCAAAGCACACGUUCAGUCACUAUAUGUCAAUGUACCACCAGGGCUCCCCAGAAAGCAAUCAGCACUUUUGGAUAUCAUCAUAGCUAUGUGUAUGCAGUAUCACGUCUCUUCUCGGCCAGCUGGCAAGGAAACGUGUAUUGUAGAAGACAAUGACGCUACUCUAGCUGGUAGAUGGUAUUAUAGGCGAGCCCAGACUCUCCUGGCCUGUGAGGUCGAGAGCCCCUCCCUAUCAACUCUACAAUGCCAUUUACUAUGUGGUGUAUAUGUCUGUGUCGGAUCUUUCCAUAAUAUGGCUGACAGUAUCUGUUCUCUCGCUGUCCGGACUGCCUAUAUGCUGGGUCUUCAUCUGGAACCACCAUCGACAUUGCCCUCAUGCGAGAGGGAGCUUCGAAGACGUCUAUGGUGGUCUGUCUUUGAACUAGACACUAAAGUUGGCAUCAAAGUCGGCCGCCCAUUUCUUGUCCGCACUACACACAUGAUGCCCCAAUUGCCUCGAGACAACCUUGCGGCAGCUAUUGAGUCGGGGUCGACUUUUGCUCCUAUUGGAGACAAUACUACUUGGCUAAGCUUCAGCCUACAAAGAUUCAAACUUUACCAGACUGCGCGAGAGCUCAAUCUGUCCUUCUAUGGCCACGAGCUAAAAUUGAAAGAUGGAGACUCGUUCUAUAAUGACAAUGACGCCAUGGAUGAACUUGCUGUGGGCUGGGGUCCACAAACAAGAACCUUUACCGAGUGGACUACACAGGUUCCUCAUCCUCUGAAGAACAGACGCAAGAAUGGCGUUCCGUUCUCUUGUGAUGGUUCAAUACUCGAUCUUGAACAAUAUGCACCCAUCUGGCUGCAAAGACAACGAUUAUGUCUCGAGCUGGAGUAUAAUCAUCUUUGCAUCAGCCUUCACCGUCCCUUUAUAUCAUUUUCACUCCAUCAAGGAAUUAAUACAAUCGCAAUGGCUGUCAAGUGUGCUCAGCAUGCAAUAGAGCUGACCAAUAUCACACAUCAGGCACUUACCAUGACGACUGUACUCCAUGGGUGGCACGAGGCCUUUCAGUGGCAGUGGAGUGCAGCCAUGACGCUUGUGGGAUUCGUAAUGGCAAAUACACAACAUCCUCUUGCGCCAACUGCCCGCAGAUCUAUACAAUUGGCUGUUUCUGUGCUUGAUACCUUUGCGCCAAGUUUUGACGCUGCGGCAAAAGCAGCCAUUAUUGUCCGGACAUUACACACAAACAUUGAAUCUGUUAUGACACAGUUCGAAGCGCAAACAGACAACUUUUCGGGGUCAGUUAAUGAGAAUCCUUUGCUGAACCGAGCCAUCCCUUCACAGGAGGACGUUGAUCAAGAUGUUCCGAAUCAUUUUGAUGGUGUUGAAAAUGAUUUCGACCUAUUAGACAUGACCAUGAACGUUGAUUUUUGGGCUGAACUAGACAUGCUUUUGCCUGGAAACACUAUCACAUCAUCACAGUCAUGA